CCUGGAGCCAUCUCUGCGCUCCCCGGGCCCCCCCAGCGGCCUCGGCAGGGGCUCCGAUUACUCGUUUGCGCUCCGGGAGUGGGGAUGCUCGGCCCUCAGCCGUCCCUCCCAGUAGCGCGUACCUCCUGCGGCCCCGCGUGGACUCGGCGGCGGGGCGGCGUUGCGGGCUUUGUUAGGCUUUGUUUGCGCCGCACCUGAGCUCGGCUGCGAGGCCCGAGCGCUUCUCGGGGAAGCCGGAGUCCCGGGGAAGAGCGCAUCUGGCGCACGCCUCCUCCGGGCUCGCCACCAAACGCCCGGGGAGAGCCGGCCGGGGUCUUGGGACGGGGUGUGCGGCGGGCCCAGGAGCGUCCUCUCCCUUGUCCCCGGCACGGGGUCGCAAAGCCAAAGGGCGCGGAGCACAGGGCAUAUGCUGGUGUUAAGGUGACUCCUGCCCAAUUUUCUCAGCAGUGGCGUGCCCCCAGAGGAGCCUCUGCAAGCAGAGCCCUAGAAGGACCCAUUGCCCAGAGACUUGCUCCUGGGCGGUGUUAUAUCAACAUGCCCUCUUUCCUAUUGCUGGAAGUCCUCUUCAUUUUCCUGUUUUCUGGAGUACACCUGUCUCAUCCUCUUCAGGAAGUCCACGUAAGCAGGGAGACCGUUGGGAAGAUUUCAGCUGCCAGCAAAAUGAUCCAGUGCUUCGCUGCAGUGGAUGUCCUGUUUCUGAUCGACGGAUCCCACAGUGUCGGGAAGGGGAGCUUUGAAAGGUCUAAGCACUUUGCCAUCAUGGUCUGUGACGCUCUGGACAUCAACCCUGAGAGGGUCAGAGUGGGGGCACUCCAGUUCAGUUCCGCUCCUCGUCUGGAAUUCCCCUUGGAUUCGUUUUCAUCCCAACAGGAAGUGAAGGCAAAAAUCAAGAGGAUGGUCUUCAAAGGAGGGCGCACAGAGACAGGCCUCGCCCUGAAAUACCUUCUGCGCAGAGGGUUCCCAGGGGGCAGAAAUGCGUCUGUGCCCCAGAUCCUCGUGGUCAUCACCGAUGGGCGGUCCCAAGGGCCCGUGGAGCUGCCGGCCAAGCAGCUGAAGGAGAGAGGCGUCACCGUAUUCGCCGUCGGGGUCCGGUUUCCGAGGUGGGAGGAGCUGCACACGCUGGCCAGUGAGCCGAGGGAGCAGCAUGUGCUCAUGGCCGAGCAGGUGGACGAUGCCACCAAUGGUCUUUUAAGCACCCUCAGCAAGUCUGCUGUCUGCACUGCCGCCUCUCCAGACUGCAAGGUCCAGCCUCACCCCUGUGAGCGCAAGACGCUGGAGACGGUCAGGGAGCUUGUUGGCACUGUGCCAUGCUGGAGAGGAUCGCGGGGGACUGAUGCUGUGCUGGCGGCACUCUGUCCCUUCUCCAGCUGGAAGAGAGUGUUCCUCACCCACCCUGCCACCUGCUACAGGACCACCUGCCCAGGCGCUUGUGACUCACAGCCCUGCCAGAAUGGAGGCACGUGUGUUCCAGAAGGACUGGACAGGUACCACUGUCUCUGCCCACCAGCCUUCGGAGGGGAGGCUAACUGCGCCCCGAAGCUGAGCCUGGAAUGCAGGAUCGACGUCCUCUUCCUGCUGGCCAGCUCGGCGGGCACCACCCCGGAGGGCUUCCUGCGGGCCAAGGCCUUCGUGAAGCGGUUUGUGCAGGCGUCGCUGAGCGAGGACUCCCGCGCCCGCGUGGGCGUGGCCCGGUACAGCGGGGAGCUGGCGGUGGCGGUGCCGGUGGGCGAGUACCAGGACGUGCCGGCCCUGCUCGGGAGCCUGGACGGCCUUGCCUUCAGCGGCGGCGCCACCCUGACGGGCAGUGCCCUGCGGCAGGUGGCAGAGCAGGGCUUUGGGAGCUCCGCCAGGACGGGCGCCGACCGUCCGCGCAGAGUGGUGGUCCUGCUCACUGAGUCACCCUCCCAGGACGAGGUGGCCGGCCCAGCGCGUCACGCAAGGGCCCGGGAGCUGCUCCUGCUGGGAGUGGGCACCGAGGCCGUGCGGGCAGAGCUGGAGGAGAUCACCGGCAGCCCUAAGCACGUCCUGGUCUACACGGGCCCACAGGACCUGUUCCACCGAAUCCCCGAGCUGCGGCGGAAGCUGUGCAGCCGGCCACGGCCAGGCUGCCAGGCACAGUCACUGGACCUCCUCUUCAUGUUGGAUGCCUCAGCCUCCGUGGGGUCCGAGAACUUCGCCCAGAUGCAGAGCUUCGUGAGAAGCCUCACGCUGCAGUUUGAUGUGAACCCGGACGUGACACAGGUCGGCCUGGUGGUGUACGGCAGCCGGGUCCAGACAGCCUUCGGGCUGGACACCCAUCUCGGCCGUGCUGCGGUGCUGCGGGCCAUGAGCCAGGCCCCCUACCUGGGCGGGGUGGGCUCGGCAGGCACAGCCUUGCUGCACGUCUACGACAAAGUGAUGACUGUCCAGCGGGGUGCCCGGCCUGGUGUCCCCAAGGCUGUGGUGCUGCUCACAGGCGGGAUGGGGGCAGAGGACGCUGCUGUCCCUGUCCAGAAGCUGAGGAACAAUGGUGUCUCUGUGUUGGUGGUGGGCGUGGGGCCUGUCCUGAGGGAGGCUCUGCGGAGGCUCGCGGGUCCCCGGGACUCCCUGAUCCACGUGGCAAGCUACGCAGACCUGCGGUACCACCAGGAUGCACUCCUCGAGUGGAUAUGUAUGGAAGCCAAGCGGCCGGUCAGCCUGUGCAAGCCCAGCCCGUGCCUGCACGAGGGCACCUGCGUCCUGCAGAAUGGGAGCUACCGCUGCGAGUGCCGGGACGGCUGGCAGGGCCCCCACUGUGGGAACCGGUCCUUGCGAGGAGAUGCCCCCAAGGCACGCGGCUCCCGCAGAGAGCCCGCAAGAGGGCAGCAGCCCUACCCCUCCCAGCAACUGCCCAGCAGGCCGGGGCCGCCCGCGCGCUGAGAGCAUGCCGGCCUCAUCCCAUCUCCCGGGGUCCUCUGAGCAGCGCCUCCAGGUCCCUGCGGACCCCUCCCUCCCACGUCUCUCGCCCCAGGGAAGAGCUGCCCCAAUGGCGGACCGUGCUGCUUGGGGACAGGGCAGCAGCUGAUUCUGCCACUAAUACAGCUGUCGACAGUCUUGACAUGUAAGUAAAUAUUGACUUUCUGUACCUGGGUGUGCCCUGGUCUCCUCUGCCAGCUUCCCCCCGAGGAGAAACAAAGGCGCUUGGAGACUUUCGAUGGCCUGUUUGAAGCUCACUCUGCCCACAAGAAACGCUCAGCAGAAUGUUGUUGGGGCGGUGGUGCUCAGCAGGGGGCGUGCUCUGGAGGGUCCUCUGGACCACGGAAGCCGUGGGGUCUCGAGACUGAAAGACUGUGGACCUUUUCACACAUCCUUUCCCAAAGAUGUGCAAGUGCAUUUGCUUUUAGUUUGAGAAGGGGCUUGAGUGGCAUUUGUGACUGGAUCUGUGCGUGGCAAAGACCUAGAAAGACUCCAGACUGGACUGUGACCAGGAACCAACUUGUUUGACUAUGGGGGAGGGGCCAAGCACACAAACCCCCUGGUCUCCAGGGGCCAGGGGACAUUGGCCCGGCUCCUGAGCUACUUUCCCUUGGAGGGGCUUCCUUGAGAGAUCACUUAGGGGGCUAAUUGUGGGGGGCUUAUUGCUUGCUUGUUUUUUUAUUAGGACAAGGAGGUGGAAUUCUUAAAUACAACAAAGAAACUUAGAGGGUACGGGCUUUUAGAAGCAUCGAUGUUAUGCUGUCUAGGUGGUUUUCCUUUUCAUGUCUAGUUUUGAAAGGAAUAUUUCGAGAAAUGAUGUUGGUUAUUUAACAGGACCCGUGUGGCAAGAAGGCUCAGUUGGGAUAUAUUUCUGGCAAACUAGGUCCUCACCCCUGCAGUCUUUAGGAAACAAUUCUUCCCCUUGGUUAUGUGGUUUGGAUUUGCGUUCUCGGUAGAAAUCUUUGUAGAGCUGCGACCUAAAACCAGACACUUUAUCCUGACUUUUCUUUUUAAUGUAAAUAAUGUAAACGUUUUACAUGCAAAUUGUUCAAGGCUACUUUAAGUACUGGCAGGGGUCAUCCGACUGUAUUGUUAGACAUUACAAAGGAAAGGUCACUUUCACUCUAGUUACUACCUCCCCUGUGGUAGAAGGUGACGUCAGAGCAGGGUCACGUGUCCACCUGGCAGGUGCUGAGAAGCGAUGUCAAAGAACUUACAGGAACCUAUUGUCUUUUAAUUGACAGCAGUUUCAUCAUUUUGUCUGGGUCCGGGCUGAUGUUUGGAAUCCCAUUUGAAUUGCUUCAACUUAGGGAAAAAAACACAGAACUGUGAGCUCUGGGCUUACACAUUAAAGGCAGGUGAAAGGUUUUUUAGGUCCCAGCCCUCAAGCCUUUUUUUUUUUUUUAAACCUUUUCUAGGGAAGGUGCCCCUGAAUAGUUUAACCCUCUCCGUGCCCCAGCAGUGGCAGAGGGAAUUCCUUUCUUUUAAAAGAAACUGGCCUUUAAUUACACAAGCAACAUAAAUGUGUUCUCCUUGGAAAAAUUAAAACCCUGCAAACAGGUCAUCAGUCUUUUAUUUUCUGAAUGAUCCUGAUUCCAGCCAACUUGAGGCUGCUCUAAUCCUAAUAGUUAAUUCUCUUUUCUAGAAAGAUAGUUAGACUCAUCUCUUCCUUUUGAUGUUUACACGAGUACUUUUUCUUGUCAGUUUGCAGUGUCUAGGACCUCCAGAAUAAUGUUUUUAAAAGUAGUGUUAUGUGUUUCUGGACCUGAAGGGAUCUCCCACCAUUCUACGUCAUCAGGUUAGGAAUACGUUAUUCCUCUUCCUAGAUUGCUAAGAGUGUUUUUCACAUUGAACCUGUUCAUAUCAUAAAUGGGCCCUUAGUAUAUUUUCAGUUGUUGAAUCACUUUGCUUCCUUGGAUAAACAUGAUCUGGUCAUGAAGCAUGAUUCUUUAAACACUGUUGAAUUUCACUUGCCAAUAUUGGUUUUUUUCAUCCUUGUCCAAAAAAUGAGAUUUGGUUUUUCUUCUGUGAUUUGUGUUGGACAUUUGGUACUAGAACUGUGCUAACUUUAUAAAAUCGAAAAUUCAUAUUCUUUAAACUUAAGGCCUUUUUAAAAUAAACACAUUCAUGCGUGGAGCUUUCUUAAUUACUCCUUAGGUCACCUUCCAAGUAUUGGUAUGUUUCAUUACUUAGGAGUAUGGGUUUUCAGCCACUUAUCUGCAGAAACUGAUCGUCAUAGGUGUUUGCUU
Molecule: messenger RNA, 5183 nt
Organism: Ailuropoda melanoleuca (giant panda)
Lineage: Eukaryota; Metazoa; Chordata; Mammalia; Carnivora; Ursidae
Gene: VWA2
Product: von Willebrand factor A domain containing 2
Exons: 15
Coding region: 535-2898 (787 amino acids)
Biological process (GO): calcium-independent cell-matrix adhesion
Cellular component (GO): basement membrane
Molecular function (GO): calcium ion binding
Source: RefSeq, a predicted model, not a curated record